Molecule: messenger RNA, 2217 nt
Organism: Plasmodium coatneyi
Lineage: Eukaryota; Apicomplexa; Aconoidasida; Haemosporida; Plasmodiidae
Exons: 3
Coding region: 1-2217 (738 amino acids)
Molecular function (GO): 3'-5'-RNA exonuclease activity
Source: RefSeq, a predicted model, not a curated record
AUGUUUUGUGCAAAAAACAGCGCAGUAAUUUCCUUAUGGAAAAGAACCUUCACACUGAAUAGGUUGAAAAAAGAUGAGCAGCUUGUUUUCAAAUGUACAUGUGUGAGGAAUGGUAUAUGUAUAGGGAGAAAAAACAACCCAGACGAAAUUGCACCCAUAGGGGGAAGAAGACGUCAUAUCAGUUCGAAGAUUAACAGUUGGGUAGAUGAACCGGUGGGGAAUGUAUCCAUCCGAAGUAGGGGAGUAGGAAGCAGCGAAGGGGAUAAUAACAUUUGUAGAGAAGGUGCCCUUGUCGGUAGCUGCCCACUCCGUACUGGAUGGAUCACCAGGAACUACAGCGCAAUCCGCCCCAAUGUAAGUGAAAGCCAACACACGAUGGAUGAUGCGUGUUCGGGAAGUUACUCAAAAGUGAACCAAACGAAGGAGGUUCCAACAGAACAGAAGAAUGCCAUUCCUGAUGAAAUUAAUAAAGCGGAAUUGAUAAAAUGUUCAAAGGAUGUAAAGGGAAAAAAAAAGGUAUAUAAAUUUAAAGAAUUUUCCGUCUUCUCAUUUAACAUUUUGGCGGACAGCCUAGUGGACUACAAGUACGACAACAACUGUUCCAAUGUGAUGAAAUGGAUGAACAGGAAAGAAUUCAUUUUUCAAUGUAUUAAAAAAAAAUUGUCAGACAUUAUAUGUUUGCAAGAAAUAGAAGAGUCCUAUUUCAACGAACUGCAGGAGAAACUGAAGCUAUUGAAAUAUGAAGGGUUAUUUUUAAAAAAGAAAAAAGAAACUUGCCAAGAUGGAAUAUGUAUCUUUUACAAUACUAACGUUUUUAAGUUAUUAUUUUUUGACGAAAUUGUUUAUGAUAAAUCUGUCUUUUUGAAGAAAUGGCACGUAGGGUUAAUUGUCGCUUUGAAAAAUAAACUUUCGAAGAAGGUGGAAUGGUACGAUGGAAGUGUAGAUAAUGGUGGUCCUGCUGGUAGUGACCAAACGGUGGGGGAUCAUCACGUGAGUGACUCUCCUAUCUCCGCAGAGUCAGUUGAUGAUAUUGUCAUCGUUUCUAAUACGCACCUGAUUUUCGACUCCUAUAAGGGGGACGUCAAGCUGUACCAACUGUGCUACAUGACGUACCGCUUAGUCGCCAUGGUGAACAAGUGCCUGGACUAUCUGAAGGUGCGCAGGAAAGCAAACAACGCGGAAGACACAGGGGGAAAAGAAAACAGGGAGGAUUCACCACAAGGGAAUGUUCACACAACCAAUCGUAGUGACAUACUAAACCCCGCCGUAAUUUUCUGUGGGGAUUUGAACAUAACCCCCAACAGUUUACUCUACUACUACAUAGUUAACAGGUACAUAAAUUUGAAAAAGAUAAACAUGAAAAGGAUUUCAGGGCAGUACCUCAUGUUCAAGAAACAGUUCUACGUUUGCAGUUACGAAAAUGGAAGUGAAAUAAAAAAAAUAUUUGACGAGAAUAUUCUGAGUGAUUUAAAAUACGACCAUUACAACAGCAUGGUGGACAAUAUGAGAAGGGAGUCCCUAUUUUCAUUUUUUAAAAAUGAAAAAAUACUGGACGAGGGGUACCUAACGAGCCACUGCUUUCAGCAUGAGAAUGAUGCCUAUUUGGGGAGCAAAUUUAAGGAAGGCAAGAAUGACUAUCUUUCUUAUUGGGGGCACUCCGGGAGGAAGUCUACUAAACAUUCUGUUAGCGAAUUGGUGAGUAGUAAAGACAAAUGCGAUAAAAACUGCGCGCUCGUGUCUAAGGAGAAAGAACAUGGAUGUAUCAGUUUGGAUGAGAUGGACCAUGAGGAGGAUGACGAGGAUAACUGCCAUCCCCAGAAGAAAGCAAAAAUAGCCACUGAUCAGAAUGACGACGAUUUCAUACUGUACUACCCUCUCUAUUUUGAAAGUAUAUACAACAGUGUGGAAGAGCACCGGGUAGAAAAACCCUGCCAUAAAUAUGAUACUAUUGACAACCUGAAGGAUGAGGAAAAUAAUUUACCGCUAAGUGAUGUUCCAUUCACUGUAUUUCAUGGCAGGCAAAAGGGGUGUGUCGAUUAUAUAUUUUAUUCGUAUAGGACUCUCAAGAAAAUAUCCUGCUCAACCUUCCCACCGUUCGAGAAGCUUGCAAAACAUGGUUGCCUUCCGAAUGAGAAAUACGCCUCGUCCGACCAUUUGUAUUUGCACGCUACUCUAAUUAGAAGGACAAAUGAUGAGGGUAGACACGUCGAAGCAUGA